UUCCUGAAAUUAGUCGAGGGGAAAAGAUUGUGGGUGUUUGUGAGUUUAUUCGCAUGGAAUCUUCCUCUAAUUCUGGAGCUGGACCUGGUCGAGCCUCUACUGGUGCAAGUGAUGGUGCAAUGGCGAGAACAGUUGUGAGGGAUGUUGGGCUGGUUGAGCACAACUAUGAAGGUCCUCAAAUGUACUGUGAGUGUGGCUUCAAGGCACCAAGGUGGACUUCAUGGAGACCAUGGAGCAUUGGGAGACGAUUUUAUGGUUGUCGGCACUUCUUGAAUGAGGAUUUAAAGUGCCCGUAUUUUGUUUGGCAUGACUUGGAAUUGUCCCAUGAGAGAGCCAUUGAGCUACUAAAGUUGUUGAUUCCCGAGAAAAAGGCUCUUACAACAUAAAAUUCAGUAUUGAGAAGGCAAUUAAGAAACAGAGUGAAUGGAGGUGCAGUUGUUGAGUCAAGCCACACCAUUUCUACAACAGAUGAGGACACCAUACAAAAAUUUGAUGAAAUUAUUGAGAAAACUAUGGCAAAUGCUAUGAAUGAUAUUGUUGAAAGGAAAUUUGAUGUCUUGAUUGCAGCCUCUAUUGGUGUUGAGCUCAAAAAAUUAAUGGUUCAUAUUGUAUUUGGUGUCUUUGUUCUAAUGGUUGUGUAUUUGAUGUUUUGGGUGUUGUUCUAAGUGGGUAGGUGGUGUUUCGAGCGUAAAUGUAUGGCCCUUCUUUUGGUGUUUUGUGGUUAUAUGUGAUGACCAAAAUUUUGGAAGCUUUGAGAACAUGCCUAUAAACCAUUGUAAUGUAA
Rubroshorea leprosula is the source of this 784-nucleotide messenger RNA. NCBI's taxonomy places the organism in Eukaryota, Viridiplantae, Streptophyta, Magnoliopsida, Malvales, Dipterocarpaceae. The record is from the annotation of a GenBank genome assembly.